AUGCCCUACAAUUUAAGUAGGAACGGCAUACAGCACGAGAUGUGGAUGGAUGGAUGUGUGGAUGGGUGGAUCGAUGUGUGCUUGGAUGGAAUGAUGUGCGGAUGGGCGAAUGGGUGCAUGGAUGUAUUGAUGUGUGGAUGGAUGGAUGGAAGUGCGGAUGAAUGGAUAGAUGCGUCGAAGGAUGGAUGGAUGGAUGUGUGGAUGGAUGAUCUACCCAUCUACACAUCAAUCCAUACCAUCCAUCCACGCACCCAUUCGUCCAUCCACACGUCCAUCUAUCUAUCCAUACAUCGAUCCAUCCAUCCACACCCCCAUUAA
Angiostrongylus costaricensis is the source of this 318-nucleotide messenger RNA. Lineage: Eukaryota; Metazoa; Nematoda; Chromadorea; Rhabditida; Metastrongylidae. The record is from the annotation of a GenBank genome assembly.